Cheilinus undulatus (humphead wrasse) is the source of this 963-nucleotide messenger RNA. RefSeq lists its product as uncharacterized. Lineage: Eukaryota; Metazoa; Chordata; Actinopteri; Labriformes; Labridae. The coding region runs from base 1 to 837 and encodes 278 amino acids. The record is from RefSeq and is a predicted model, not a curated record. The transcript has 5 exons.
AUGUUGGGCUGCACCUUAUCUCUGAUUCUGUUUGGGAUUUUCAUGGACCGGAUCUUGAGCCAGGGACCUCCAGCAGGCACUGGAGGGUUUGUCACUGAGUUUGAGGCGGUUGGGAUUAGGAUCGGCGCCUCCAAGUCAGAGGCCAUGGUCCUCUGCUGGAAAACUGCUCAUGCAGAGCUGAUCUUCAGACGUCUCUCAGAGACUCAGACCCUGCAGCUCUCCCACUCCCCUCAGAAGGACCACGGCGUCCUGAUGGGCCUCCACCUUUACCACCGCAGCGCCAACAGUCAGACCACGCUGCUGUCCAUGUCUGAGGACUGUGAUCCAAAGGUCGACCCGGGGAUCAGGGGGCGUCUGCAGCUCCGAGGAGGACUGAACUCCCAUCAGGUCUAUGUCAACAUAACAGGGGUAGAGCCCGGCGAUACUGGACUGUACAUGUGGGAGCGGAGCUACAGGUGGACCAACGGAUCGGAGCAGAUUUUCCCUGCAGCUCAGAAGGUGUUUCUGUUAGUUGAAGGGCACUUCUGUCACUGCUCCCCCAGUCACUCCCCUCUCCUCAUUACCAUCUUCGCAGCAGCCGGCCUCCUCCUCCUCGCUUUCAGCUGGCUCGCAGUGGACAAAUGUGUGAAGUCCAGACCUCAUCACAAACCACAACCUCCAGCUCCUAUCUACGAGGAAAUGACCAGGAAGCAGCAGAACACCACAGCCACCCAAAAUAACUCGGACACCCCCUUGCACCUGGAGGAAAUCAACUUCCCUGUGUACGCUAACCCAAACAUCCGGCAGCAGCAGGACAACUACUACGCCUGUCCCAGACAGCUCGCCCUCAGAGCCUGAAGUGAUGGAUUGAAGCAGCCUGACGGUGACACAGAACGAGAUGUGACGUUAAUAAAAGAAAAGAGGAGCCUGAAUCUGUAAUGCUUAUAUUAAUAGUGCUGAGCUCACGAUGGAUUAAUGCUGGGU